AUAUUGCCUUCAAAGUCGCACCUUGUAGUGGAAGAAUACAGUAAAACCUUUACUGGUAUUAAAGUUGCUUGGUGGACAUAAAAAAUCACCAUGACUAAAGUUACAUUGGUCCUUCUGGUUUUAGGACUGAUUGUCGUAGUCUCUAUUCUUCAAGCUGAGGCUCAGAAGAAGACUACAAAAGUUGAAAAAUCAGGAUGGCAGUCGACUGGUGACGGACGAAGAAGGAGACGAGUGAAAAAAACCACCACAACAACAUCAAGUGGUAGAAGGUCUGGCGGUAGAAGGUCCGGUGGUGGAAGUAGACAGUCAACUAAGACAACUAAGUCAGAAUGGCAGUCUACCGGUGAUGGUCGAAGGAGACGACGAGUUAAAAAAGUUACAACCACAAGAAAUUCUGGUAGCUCCAGAUCUGGUGGUCGGCGUAAGGGUAGAAAAGGCCGAAAGGGCCGAAAAGGUCGAAAAGGCAGAAAGGGCCGAAAGGGUCGAAAAGGAAGAAAAGCAAGGAAAGGCAGAAAAGGUAGAAAGGCUGGAAGAUCUGGAAGACGAUCCUCCAGGAACAGUUCUGUUGAGUAUGAAUACGAAUGGGAAACUUCAGGUCGAAGAUCAGGAGGAAGAAAGGGAAGGAAAGGUCGAAAAGGCAGAAAAGGCAGGAAAGGCCGAAAGGGUCGAAAAGGCAAAAAGGGACGAAAGGGUCGAAAAGGCAGAAAGGUUAGAAAAGGAAGAAAAGGUAGAAAGGCAGGAAGGUCUGGAAGACGAUCAUCAAGGAAUAGUUCUGUUGAGUAUGAAUACGAGUGGGAAACUUCAGGUCGAAGAUCAGGAGGUAGAAAGGCACGAAAAGGGCGGAAGGGUCGAAAAGGCCGAAAGGGAAGAAAGGGAGAAAGGUCGAAAAGGAAGAAAGGGCAGGAAAGGCAGGAAAGUUUCAAGGAAGAAUCGAAACUUAGUGGUCAUAUAUUAGUUGAAUAUGAGUGGGAAUAUGUAGAUGGUAAAAGAAGGAGAAACCGAAAGGGCCGUAAAGGACGAAAAGGAAGAAAGGGACGAAAAGGCAGAAAGGCUCGAAAAGGCAGAAAGGGACGAAAAGGCAGAAAAGGCAGAAAGGGAAGAAAGGCAAGGAAAGGUCGAAAAGGCAGAAAGGGUCGAAAGGGUCGAAAAGGUCGAAAAGGCAGAAAGGGACGAAAAGGCAGAAAGGGUCGAAAAGGCAGAAAAGGCAGAAAGGGGAGAAAAGUUUCCAGGAAAAAUAGAAGAUCUGGAGCUAGCCGAAGUGGAAGAAAUUCCAGCAAAUCCACAACAGUUGAAUAUGAGUGGGAAUAUGUAGAUGGUAAAAGAAGGAGAAACCGAAAAGGCAGAAAGGGCCGAAAGGCUCGAAAAGGCAGAAAGGGCCGAAAAGGCAGAAAGAGCCGAAAAGGCAGGAAGGCUCGAAAAGGCAGAAAAGGACGAAAAGGCAGGAAAGGCAGAAAGGGCCGAAAGAUAAGAAAAGGACGAAAAGGCAGGAAAGGACGAAAAGCCAGAAAGGGACGAAAGGGCAGGAAAGGACGUAAAGGUAGAAAGGGACGAAAAGGUAGAAAAGGACGACGAGUUUCAAGGAAAAAUAGAAGAUCUGGAGCCAGCCGACGAAAUGGAAGAAAUUCAUCUACAACUGUUGAAUAUGAAUGGGAAUAUGUAGAUGAUUCUGGUAGAAGAAGAGGAAAAGGUAAAGGCAGGAAAGGCCGAAAAGUUCGAAGAGGUCGAAAAGGCAGGAAAGGACGAAAAGGCAGAAAAGGACGAAAAGGCAGAAAAGGACGAAAAGCAAGAAAGGGACGAAAAGGCAGGAAAGGACGAAAAGGUCGAAAGGGACGAAAAGGUAGAAAAGGACGAAAAGGCAGAAAAGGCAGGAAAGGAAGACGAGUUUCAAGGAAAAAUAGAAGAUCCGGAGCUGGCAGACGUAAUGGUAGAAAUUCAAGUUCUACAACCUCAGUUGAAUAUGAGUGGGAAUAUGUAGAUGAUAACAGAAAAGGCAGAAAGGGUCGAAAGGGCCGAAAAGGCAGAAAGAUUAGGAAGGGAAGAAAGGGUCGAAAAGGUAGAAAAGGACGAAAACCUAGAAAGGGGAGAAAAGGCAGAAAGGGUAGAAAAGGACGAAAGCCAAGAAGGGGAAGAAAAGGAAGAAAAGGCAGAAAAGGACGAAAACCUAGAAGAGGAAGAAAAGGCAGGAAAGGCCGAAAAGGACGAAAGCCAAGAAGAGGAAGAAAAGGAAGAAAAGGACGAAAACUUAGAAAGGGCAGAAAGGGAAGAAAAGGACGAAAACCAAGAAGGGGAAGAAAAGGCAGAAAAGGACGAAAACCAAGAAAGGGAAGAAAAGGCAGAAAAGGACGAAAAGGACGAAAGGGACGAAAACCUAGAAGAGGAAGAAAAGGCAGAAAAGGACGAAAACCAAGAAAGGGUAGAAAAGGACGAAAAGGUCGAAAACCUAGAAGGGGAAGAAAAGGCAGAAAAGGACGAAAAGAACGAAAAGGUCGAAAGCCAAGAAGGGGGAGAAAAGGACGAAAAGGUAGAAAACCAAGAAGGGGCAGAAAAGGCAGAAAAGGACGAAAGCCUAGAAGAGGCAGAAAAGGACGAAAGCCAAGAAGGGGAAGAAAAGGAAGAAAAGGUCGAAAACCAAGAAGGGGCAGAAAAGGCAGAAAAGGGCGAAAGCCUAGAAGGGGAAGAAAAGGCAGAAAAGGCAGAAAAGGACGAAAGCCUAGAAGGGGAAGAAAAGGCAGAAAAGGACGAAAACCGAGAAGGGGACGAAAAGGACGAAAAGGUCGAAAGCCAAGAAGGGGGAGAAAAGGACGAAAAGGUCGAAAGCCAAGAAGGGGAAGAAAAGGAAGAAAAGGUCGAAAACCAAGAAGGGGCAUAAAAGGACGAAAGCCUAGAAGGGGAAGAAAAGGCAGAAAAGGACGAAAAGGACGAAAGCCUAGAAGGGGAAGAAAAGGCAGAAAAGGACGAAAAGGACGAAAGCCAAGAAAAGGAAGAAAAGGACGAAAAGGACGAAAGCCAAGAAGGGGAAGAAAAGGCAGAAAAGGACGAAAAGGUCGAAAGCCAAGAAGAGGAAGAAAAGGCAGAAGAGGACGAAAACCAAGAAAGGGAAGAAAAGGACGAAAAGGACGAAAAGGGCGAAAGCCACGAAGAGGAAGAAAAGGCAGAAGAGGACGAAAACCAAGAAAGGGAAGAAAAGGAAGAAAAGGACGAAAAGGACGAAAGCCAAGAAGGGGACGAAAAGGCAGAAAAGGACGAAAGCCAAGAAGAGGAAGAAAAGGCAGAAGAGGACGAAAACCAAGAAAGGGAAGAAAAGGAAGAAAAGGACGAAAAGGACGAAAGCCAAGAAGGGGAAGAAAAGGCAGAAAAGGACGAAAAGGACGAAAACCUAGAAGAGGUAGAAAAGGCAGAAAAGGACGAAAACCUAGAAGAGGAAGAAAAGGUCGAAAACCAAGAAGGGGAAGAAAAGGACGAAAACCAAGAAGGGGAAGAAAAGGCAGAAAAGGACGAAAACCUAGAAGAGGUAGAAAAGGCAGAAAAGGACGAAAACCUAGAAGAGGAAGGAAAGGUCGAAAACCAAGAAGGGGAAGAAAAGGACGAAAAGGACGAAAGCCUAGAAGGGGGCGAAAAGGACGAAAAGGAAGAAAAGGUCGUAAACCUAGAAGGGGAAGAAAGGGAAGAAAGGGGCGAAAAGGACGAAAGCCUAGAAGGGGAAGGAAAGGACGAAAAGGACGAAAGCCAAGAAGGGGAAGAAAAGGACGAAAAGGAAGAAAAGGUCGUAAACCUAGAAGGGGCAGAAAGGGACGAAAAGGUCGUAAACCUAAAAGGGGAAGAAAGGGACGAAAAGGACGAAAACCUAGAAGGGGAAGAAAGGGAAGUAAAGGACGAAAGCCCAGAAGGGGGAGAAACGGACGAAGAAACAAAAAAGCUAAGAAGGCUGUUAAAAAGGCUGCUCGUAAAGGAAAAGAAGCACGAAAGGCUAUUAGAAAGGCAAAGAAAGCCAGAAGAGAAGCACGAAAAGCUGCAAAGAAAGCUAAAAAACUUAAAGAUACCAAACGGGGUUCAAGGAAGGAACGAAAGGCAACAAGGAAAGCUGCAAGAAAAGCUAAGAAGGCAAGGAAAGCUGUCCGAAAAGCUAAAGAGGCCAUUAGAAAAGCAAGAAAGGCUGACAAAAAAGCUAAAAGAAAGAUUACCCAAGUUGUUAUUCAGGAAGCUAAGAAAGCUGAAAGAUCAUCUAACGAAAAAGCACCAACUGUGGUUGUCUCGAAACCAUCACCACCUGCUGUUAAAGUCAUUGAAUCCAAGCCUGAAGUACAGCCAGUUGUGAUUUCUCAACCCUAUGAUUCUGAUUAUGAUAUUGCUGAACACAGACAGUUGUACUCACUACUGAGCAAGAUGCAUUCUAAAGAGAUCAGUAAACUGAGAAAGAUGAGAAGAAUGAGAAGAAUCAGGAAGAAGAUUCUCAGCAGAAUUCUUCACAAGGAUGCCGACUAUGAUCACUAUUUUGGACACAGAGGAUAUGAUAGCAGAGGAUAUGGUAGUAGAUAUGGUAGUAGAGGAUACAGACAUAGUUAUCAUCACGAUGGAGCAGAUGAACCCGUUGUCUUUGAUCUCAAGAAUAACCUGAAUCUCUGUGCCUAAACUUGGACAUUCCGUAUACCCCAAUUAUAAACACAGAAUAAAUUAUAACUUAUACCCAAUUAUAGAUCCUUAUGUUGGUUUGCUAAUCUAAUGUUAAUUAAAAUGUAAGAAUUUGAUGAAAUUGGAAUAAAUAUAUUGCAUACAA
Lottia gigantea (owl limpet) is the source of this 4774-nucleotide messenger RNA. RefSeq lists its product as hypothetical. Lineage: Eukaryota; Metazoa; Mollusca; Gastropoda; Lottiidae. The transcript has 17 exons. Bases 91 to 4629 code for a protein of 1512 amino acids. The record is from RefSeq and is a predicted model, not a curated record.